AUGCCUUACAUACGGACUGUUUGGUUCGUGGUCGCCGCUUUCUUAUUAGCGGUAUCUCAGGCACAAUGGGUUCGACGCACCCAAUGCGCCGUAUGUCCUGCAAAUACAAACAUUCGCUACGACUCAUGCGCUUCAGCACUUGAAGACUUGAGCAUUUUAUUACAAUUAAUUAAAACAAUUGAUGACAAAGAGCCAUGUCAGCAGAAUAGUGGAAUAAGUGAUGAGAUAAUCAUGAAAUUAGUCAACGCUUUAGUGUACACAGCUACACAGAACUGUGGUGCAGGCCAUAAUCAUCACGGCGGUGGAAGCGGUUAUAUAGAGGGUGGUAUAUCAGGAGGCAUAGUAGGAGGUAUAGGCGGUGGGUUAGGUGGUGGCCUAGGAGGAGGUUUAGGUGGCGGUCUAGGAGGAGGUUUAGGUGGCGGUCUAGGAGGAGGUUUAGGUGGUGUUGUAGAUGGAGGAGUAGGUGGUGGGGCAGGGGGAGGUUUAGGUGGUGGCCUAGGAGGCGGAUUAGGUGGUGGUGUAGCGGGAGCAUUAGGUGGAAAUCUAGAUGGUGCAUUAGGUGUUGGGCUAGGAGGAGGAUUAGGUGGUGGCUUAGGUGCAGGGUUGGCUGGUGGUUUAGGGGGUGGGUUAGGAGUUGCAUUAGGUGGCGGAGCAGGAGGUGGUGCUGGUGGUGGAGCAGGAGGUGGUGCUGGUGGAGGAGUAGGUGGUGGGGCAGGGGGAGGUUUAGGAGGUGGUCUAGGAGCAGGGUUAGGAGGUGGUGUAGCAGGAGGGCUAGGAGGUGGUCUAGCAGGAUCCUUAGGAGGUGUUGUAGGAGGAGGUUUAGGGGGUGGAUUAGGAGGAGGUUUAGGGGGUGAUAUAGCGGGAGCUUUAGGCGGUGCAGUUGCAGGAGGUUUAGGUGGUGGUGCAGGAGGCGGUGUGGGUGGGGCAAUAGCAAGUGGUGAAAGCAUAAUUGGAAGUUUAGCUAAUGAGGGCUUAGAAGAAGCUGGUAUAAGGAGCGCUCGUAAUUCGAAUAAUAGUUUAAGUCAUUCUCAAGCAACUUCAACGAGUACCGAAGCACAAGCUAUUACAACCAAAUCCCAAACUUCAGUUACUUCUAUCGGUAAUAUAGAUGAUAUUUCUGUAAGUAAAGAAAAUUUACCCCUACCUGAACAGGUAAUGAAAUCGUUAGAUUCUACUGGCAAUACAACAAAUGUCACUAACAUUAGUGGCACUGACGAUAUGCCGGAGGAAGACCCUCAGAAAUAG
Messenger RNA from Arctia plantaginis, 1245 nucleotides. Lineage: Eukaryota; Metazoa; Arthropoda; Insecta; Lepidoptera; Erebidae. The record is from the annotation of a GenBank genome assembly.